AAAAAAAAAGCUCACUGUACCUUUUUCCCCAAAUCAAAAUAGGAGCUGCUCAAUCAAUUUACUCAGAAACAAAACCUUAUUUCCAUCUCCUUCACAUUUCAUCGCAGAAAUUCUCUAUUGUAGCUUUAUCUAGUUCUUCUUGCUACAGAUCUUGUUUUUACGGUACAUUUCACUCUUCUUCUAUGUCUUCGAUUGGGGAAGUGGAGAAACAGUUCAAAUCAUUCGAACAUCGUUUGGAGGAGUUGGGGAGACUACAAAAGCGGUUAAGGAUAGUUUCCAUCACAACUAUAUCCUAAACUGGAGGCAUGUAUAUUCUUCCUUAUGUGGUAGCAACUCUCUGUUCGAGAUGAAUUUCAGUCCCUGCUCUCUCCUCGAGAUAGAACUUCAGUCAGGUAUCUGGAGCAUUCUUGAAGAAUCUUUACUCAAGUUAGCAAUUUACAACAAUUUUAUCCAGGUUACAUAAAAAUCCCUACUGACAUAGCUAUUUAUUAAAAAGGAUGUAAGUUUCUUCCAGUACUCAACAAUGAGGUACACAGAAACUCUAAUGACAAGAAAAGGCUUGCAAAUUUAGAAAAUUUAGUACUUAUUAUGUUUGAAAAGGAUGAAAUUUUUGUACCAAAGCAGACCUCAUGGUUUUGGUACUAUCCUGAUGGUUCCUUCACCACUCUCUCACCUGAUCAGAAGAUGACACAAACUGGAAGUAAGAGAAGUGAAAGUGGAGCUUCAAAUGAGAGCAUACCUUACACCUCAUCUCCCAGUGAGGUUGAAGUUGAUGUUGAUACUUCAAAUAAAAGAAAAACCAUGGAACCUAGAGCUAAUUAUUGGAUGCAUUUUGAAAAGUUUACCGAUGAAAAUGGAGCUAGUAAAGCCAAAUGCAAGUAUUGUGCAAAAGCUUAUGUAGCCUCUACAUCAUCUAAUGCAAGUGUACCAUCAACUUCGACUCGCCCUCAACUCUAGCCAGUCUCCAGC
Molecule: messenger RNA, 969 nt
Organism: Solanum pennellii
Lineage: Eukaryota; Viridiplantae; Streptophyta; Magnoliopsida; Solanales; Solanaceae
Exons: 7
Coding region: 589-957 (122 amino acids)
Molecular function (GO): DNA binding
Source: RefSeq, a predicted model, not a curated record